AUGAUACGUUUCCUUCGCCGCCAAUGGCUCAAACCACCCUCUUUUCACCACCCUUUUCGCUGCAUCACGACGACAGCAGUCACAUCUCCAUCAACGACCCCUAAACUAAUAAUCACGCCUGGUUCUACCCAUCACAACGACCUACCGACCUUUUUGACGUAUGCGGAACGCGUCAAUCUCUCCGCCAAGUCCACCGUCUACGUCGGCACCCACUACGAAUACACCGUUGCAACCACCCUCCUCCGCCUCGGCUUCUCCCUCAUCCGCACCGGUCGCCGCGCGGACAAUGGGAUUGACCUCCUCGGCUAUUGGGCGAUCCCUACAUUACCCGAGCCUCUGCCUGUUUUAAUACAAUGCAAAGCGCAGAAGUCUGUUGGGCCGAACUAUGUUCGUGAGCUCGAGGGCGCGUUCGCGGGCGUGCCGGUAGAAUGGCGGCGGCGGGAUGUGCUAGGCUUGUUAGCGACGACGCAGAAGGCGACUCGCGGGGUGCUGGAGAUGAUGGGGAUGAACCGGUGGCCGAUGGGGUUCUUGAAGAUCACGAAGAAGGGUGUGGUGGAGCAGUUUGACGAGGACCCAGCGAAGAGAAAGAGGAGGAAGGUCAGGAAGGAGAAGGUUGCUAUAAGGAAAGAUAUCCAGCUGACUUGGUUGGGGAAGCCGAUUUUCGCCGAUCGCGAUUCUUUGGAUGAGAAGACUGUCCAGCUUGGAGAGGAGAUUAGCAGUGCGGAUGAGGAGCCUGAUGCUGAAGAGAAGCUAGUCAAGAUGAAAGAUGAAGGGGAGAAGAAGCGCCAAAAACCUGGGCCAAAGAAGGACUCCGAGGCGACCACCUCAAGAACGAAGCGAUCCCCUAAAAAGGCUCCUGUCGAAGAGAUUAAAGCUAAACCCGCCACUAAAAAGGUUGGACGUCCUAAGAAAAUAGUUGACGAGAAGGCUUCGGUCAAAGCAAGAACCAAGAAGGGCAUUACCCCUGAAAAAACGAUACGAAUGAAGGCGCCAGUUAAAACGAGGGCUAAAAGGAGUGCUGUUCCCGAGAAGGUCCCCAAAAGAAGAGCUAAGAAUGCUACCGCUUCUGAGAAUAAGACUGAAAAGAAGGCCGCGGUCAAGCCAAGAACUAAGAAGGGUGACGCCGCUAAAGAAACGGCUGGUGAUAUGGCACCACACAGGACGAAAACUAAGAAAGGGGCUGUGUCUGAAGAGAAGGCUACAUGA
Mytilinidion resinicola is the source of this 1206-nucleotide messenger RNA. RefSeq lists its product as uncharacterized. Gene Ontology annotation, molecular function: nucleic acid binding. The record is from RefSeq and is a predicted model, not a curated record. Gene Ontology annotation, cellular component: mitochondrion. The transcript has 2 exons. Bases 1 to 1206 code for a protein of 401 amino acids. Lineage: Eukaryota; Fungi; Ascomycota; Dothideomycetes; Mytilinidiales; Mytilinidiaceae.